CAUGUGGUUGCGUGUGGUUGUGUGUGUGCGCGCAUGCGUGCGUGUGUGCGCUCGCUCGUGUGUCAACAUCUCUAGGUACGGCAGUUUGAGAGGGAUCGGACCACAGUGCUGGAUAGGAUGGUGCCCAUAGCAGAAUUAGUGGAGUUCAUCCUGAACUCACGGAGGGGCUACCGUGAGGGUGGGGAUAGUUCCGGUUCUAAUCGCGUAUCGCAGUGUUCCAACAGUUCUGAGGGACCAUCGUCAACAGGUAGCAUUGGGCCGAGUAGUGGUGUAGCUCCAGUCAACAUCACCUUGAUGCCAAUUGAAAAACUGGCCACACACGUCAAGAGGAAGUAUCAAACAGGGGCGUUGUUGAAAGUCGCACCGUUAGCGCACAAGUUUGGAAUGCGUCCACCCAUGGAGCUGCUUGCGAUUGAGGUACCCAAGACUGUAAUUCAAGACAUGCGAGCUACGUUGGAUUUGUCAUUGGACGAAACUGAAUUCCUUGAGCGUGCCCUGGCCUUGCGUUCUCGACAUUCAAAGUAUCGGAAGUACCUGAUCAGAGUGUGCGAUAGCAUCCGUGAACUUGUCUAUGACAAGAAGCUUCCAAUCGUCUUCUUGUACAGUUGCCGAGAAGAGUUUUGUGAAGUAUUACUCUGAGUGCUGUACAUGGUCUAGUGGGCCCUGCAUCCUUUACCCUUCUUUGGCUGCUGCUGUUGCACGGCCCGUACUAGACCAAGCACUAUUGUACAUAUGCCAUAUAUUAUCUGUGUGUGUGUGUGUGUGUGUGUGUGUGUGCACGUGUGCGUGUGUGUGUGUGUGUGUGUGCACGUGUGCGUGCAUGUGUACACGUGGGUGUGUGUGUGUGUGUGUGUGUACAUGUGUGUGUGUGUGUGUGUGUGUGUACAUGUGUGUGGUGUGUGUGUGUAUUUGUCCAUAAUUUGUCGCAUGCCGCAAUUUGGCACGUUGUAGUCUCGUCAUAGCUGUGCCGUGCGUUUUCAGAUUAUGUCGAUCACUAGAGUUGUUCAAGUCUGUAAACCCCCUUACCCCAGUGUCCGGUUUUUUUUCGUAGACGGUGCCGCACUCACUUUGUGUGCCUAUUUUGUUAUAUUUAUUUAUACCCAGUCAAGUAACUUACCAUGCCCAUGUGCCGUCUCUUAUCUUCGUCUAGCCUAAUAAAGCACAUGCAAAAUAUAUAUAUUGUUGAAAAUCUAUUAUUGUUGGUGGCAAUAACCUUGAUACACUUCAACAGGCAUCUCUGUGGUCUGUGCCUCUUCCGCAGUCUUGAGGGUGUUGACAUUUCACAAGUCCCCAUUGUUACUCGUCCCUCGUCUUGUCAUCAGAUAUCAAGCAUAAUAAUCAUCACACGAAAAUAUAAUAUUAUGUUAGUCGUAUCCAUAGUUCUGUUUUACCCUCUCUCUCUCUCUCUCUCUCUCUCUCUCUCUCUCUCUCUCUCUCUCUCUCUCUCUCUCUCUCUCUCUCUCUCUCUCUCUCUCUCUGCAUCUGUCUUGUUGUUGCUGCCCUGCGGCCACUCUGGUCUGGCUUUAUCAGUCUGAUGUCUUUUGUUUUGUUUUAUAUAACUGCUCUCAGUCUUUGCCGUGGAUAUUUUCACAUACACUCAAAUUACUCAAUACGUCUUUGUAGUUUCGGUACCAGUGGUUGCCGUGUAGUAUUUCGUCUUGUAACGUAUGCUGUGAUUGGACAAAGCGUCUUUCCAGCUGAAUUUGAUGAAAAUUCGAAAUAAAUUCGACGGGGUUCGCGUACCGGGCAGGUCAAGAACAAGGAGUCGUACAACUCCCUGGUCAAGAACCACCUUUCCGCUUCCAUGGGACGCCACCACCCCAUGAUCAGGCGUCAGAUGCGGCUCCUAAACGGUGGGGGAGGAUAGAUCAGAUCCACCAACCAGAGGCCAAAGGCCUCGAUCCCAUUUGCCACAUCCAUGUAUUACUCAUGCCAGGCCACGAGUUCCCAAUUAACUCAAUCAUGGUCUUAGACCAACCCACUGUGCCUGCCUGCCUGCCUGCUGAUGAAGAUGUUUUCAAUGUUUCAGUAUGCCGAUACGGCUACUUCAGCGCUUGCGA
This is a messenger RNA of Sycon ciliatum, 2060 nucleotides long. RefSeq lists its product as uncharacterized. The transcript is spliced from 9 exons. The record is from RefSeq and is a predicted model, not a curated record. NCBI's taxonomy places the organism in Eukaryota, Metazoa, Porifera, Calcarea, Leucosolenida, Sycettidae. Bases 118 to 639 code for a protein of 173 amino acids.